AUGUCCUUCCGCGAAGCUGUUAUCACGUUACCGUCCGAGUUCGGCAGUUUGGUGCGACUGAAGCGGUUGCAGAUAAUUUCGUCUUCCCUCGUGCUGCCCGAUUCCUUCUGCGAGCUGCCCGCCCUGGAGCACAUCCAAUUCCGCCGCUGCGAUAUUUCUUACUUACCCAGCGGCUUCGGGCAGCUCCGAAACCUCAAGAUCCUGAGUCUCCAGCGACUAGCGCAGCUCGUCGAGCUGCCCGCCUCCAUCUGCCUCCUCUCUGCGCUUACCAGCCUGACCCUCUUUCAGUGUUUCAAGCUCGCCAAACUGCCCGGAAACUUUCACCAGCUGGCGAAUUUGCGCACUUUGCACCUAGAAGAACUGAUUGCCCUCACUGCUCUUCCAGUCUCCUUAGGUCAGCUGCCCGCGCUGCGUGAGCUGAAAAUUCUAGACAACGGUCGCAUCACGCACCUCCCGCCAUCUCUCUCUGCCAGCCGCACACUCGAGCGCCUCUCUCUGCACAACUGCCAACGACUCUCGUCCCUGCCAGACGCUAUCGGCCACAUUCCGACUCUAGAACGCGUCGACCUCAGCUUUCUCAACAAGCUCCUGUCGCUUCCAGCCUCCCUGGAUCGCGCCUCUCGCCUCCAGGAGCUCAGAAUCGUCGCCUGCAGCCUGCUUGACGGUCUCCCGCGCUCGGUCUCCGCCAUGUGCUCCCUCGCCCGCCUUACUCUCGACGGCUGCGCUGCGCGGGCGCUGCCCGAGGAUUUCGGGCAGCUGUCGAAUCUGGUGCGGCUGAAGCUGUCGUGCGAGCGACUGACUGCUCUGCCCGGGUCGUUCGGGCAGCUGGGGAAGCUGCAGGAGCUGAGGCUCCACGCCUGCUACGAGUUAGUCCAGCUGCCCGAAUGUUUCGCGAAUCUUUCGUCACUCGAAACACUAGCCAUCUACGGGGGAACGUCGCUCACAUCCCUGCCACCCAACUUCGAGCAGCUCUCGCAACUGCGGCGCUUGGAGCUGCUCAACUGCGCCAUCCCGAGACUACCAGAGAGGUUCGGGCAGCUGCCGAAGCUGGAGGUUUUCAAGGUGGGAAGCACAGACUCUUUUAUGAGAAACGACGCGGAGCCAGGGCAGCCCGCGUGGCCGCCUCCCACGGCGCUCACAGUGACCACGCGGGACGAAUCGGCCUCAAUGUUCAUGCUGAUGGACGACCCGCUCCUACUGAACCAGCUGGAUGAAUCGCUCUUGGGGCGCUUCCUGCUACACAGCUUCCCAAUGUCCUUCACCCAGCUCACCAGCCUGCAGCAGCUGGCCAUCGUCGGGUGUGACGCGCUGGAGGGCCUGCCAGAUGGGCUGGGCGACAUGGCAGGGCUGCAAGUGCUGCAAGUCAAGAACUGCCCGCUGCUGCGCUGCUUUAUGUCCCUCCUGCCCUUUCCUCCUCCUACCACCACCUCCGCACAUGCCCCUCCUCUCCCAAUGCUUCACAGUCUGGAGAUUUCCAACUGCCCGAGUCUAACGAGCCUUCCACGCGGCCUCGAUGCUCUGCCGAGGCUGGAGCGAGUCACCCUGGAUAAGUGCAGCAAGCUGGGCUUUGCGAAUCAACUCUCCUCGUACCAUCGCCCCUCCUCAACCCCAUAUGCUGCACCCAUCGCCCUCCCGCCCUCCGUCACCACCGUCUCCCUGCUUGACGUCUUCCCUGUAGCACGCUACCUGCCAGACUCCUUCCUCACCCUCUCGCGCCUCACUCAUCUCAAUCUGCACCAUUUCAACUCUCUACAGGCGCUCUUUGCGCCUCGCCCACAUAGUGCCCAGGCUGCAACUGUCCUUGGAGAGAUGGAUCUCGGCUCUGAAGCCGGUCAGGUUUACUGUUUCCCAGUUGAUCCUCAACCCGGUCAGCCGGCGAGAUUGGCGCUGCUCUCGUCUCUGCAGCACCUGGCAAUCGUGAAUACGCGCCUGCCGUUGCUGCCGAGUAACCUCAGCGACCUCCAAAGCCUCAAGGUGCUCAUUCUUGAGGGGCUGGCGCGCCUGCCCAAGAAUCUCGGGCAGCUGAAAGCACUGAAAGAGCUCACUGUGGAGGCGUGUGAUGCGCUGACGGGGCUGCCUGCGUCUAUCGGCCUCCUCUCCUCCCUCGUCCUCCUCUCUGUCAUCGAGUGCGAGAAGUUCUCCUCUGUCCCCGACUCCAUCGGCUCGCUCCCCCGCCUCGCCUCCCUCAAACUGAACUGUCUCUUCCGCCUGCGCCGCCUGCCAGAGUCCAUCUCUCGCCUCCCCGCCCUCGUGAUCCUCUCGCUGGAAGAUUGUGAGGAGCUGCGGGCGCUGCCGGAGGGGCUGGCUGGUAUGGAGACUUUGAGGGAGGUGAUAAUAGGAGGGUGCGGCCGUCUCAAGAGUUUGCCGCAGUCGCUGCUGGAUAGGCAGCAUGUGAUCGACCUGCAGGGUAUUAACUGA
This is a messenger RNA of Closterium sp. Naga37s-1, 2418 nucleotides long. NCBI's taxonomy places the organism in Eukaryota, Viridiplantae, Streptophyta, Zygnematophyceae, Desmidiales, Closteriaceae. The record is from the annotation of a GenBank genome assembly.